Cavenderia fasciculata is the source of this 3666-nucleotide messenger RNA. RefSeq names its product SMAD/FHA domain-containing protein. The record is from RefSeq and is a predicted model, not a curated record. The coding region runs from base 1 to 3666 and encodes 1221 amino acids. Gene Ontology annotation, molecular function: protein binding; DNA binding; zinc ion binding. The transcript has 6 exons. Gene Ontology annotation, biological process: base-excision repair, AP site formation via deaminated base removal; base-excision repair. NCBI's taxonomy places the organism in Eukaryota, Evosea, Eumycetozoa, Acytosteliales, Cavenderiaceae. Gene Ontology annotation, cellular component: nucleus; mitochondrion.
AUGGCAGAUAGAACAUUUAGAGUAGAAUAUGCAAAGACUGCAAGAUCAUCUUGCAAGUCGACCGAUUGCAAAGCAAAUAUACCAAAGGAUACGGUUAGAAUAGCAAAGAUGUAUCCAUCGAAUAGAUUCGAUGACGAUGGUGUUGCAACUGAUUACUUUCAUUCUGAAUGUUUCUUUAGAGCACAAGGUAGAGCAAGAAAGACAUCAAAAAGAGCAGAAGAUAUUGAAGAUUUAGAAGGUUUUGAAGAAUUGGAAAAGAAAGAUCAAGCUGAAAUUAAAGAUCUACUUUAUAAACAAAAAAAUGGUCUACUAAAAAAGAAAGGACCAAAGAAGUUUGCAGCAACAAAUUCUAAAAAGAAGGGUGAUAGUACUAGUGGUGAUAAGAAAUCAUCAUCAUCAUCAUCAUCAAAAGCUACUGUUAAAAAGACUUACAAUUUCGAUGACGAUGAAUUAUUUGAUGACUCUGAUGAUAAUAAUCAUCAUACUUCUUCCAAAAAGAAAUCUACACCACCAAAGGACAAGGAUGAUCAUAAACCAACCAAACCUUCAUUGACUCCACAAAACUUGGACAUUAAAUCUGUUUUAUCAAAAUCUUGGUUACAAGGAUUAGGUGGAGAAAAGUGUGCUGAUACUCUUGGAUUAAAUGAAUUUUUAGGAAAGAAUAGAAAUUCAAAAUAUUUACCAGAUAAUAGAUAUGUAUUUUCAUCAUUGAAUGCAGUUGGGUCACCAAUCAAUUGUAAAGUUGUAUUUUUAGGACAGAAUCCAAUUGCAAAGCGAUCUAGCGCAAGUGGAUAUGCAUUUUGUGAUCAACAAUCAAAUUCAUGGAAAUUGGAUGGACGCAAGACUGUCAUUAACCUUGUACGUGCUGCUCUGAUGUACAAGGGUGUCAUUACAAAGGACGACGAUAUUGACACUGUCAGAGGUGUCCUCAGAGAGGUUGAUCUACCAACAGACAGUGCGCGUGAGUGGUUCAAGGUCGUCGCCAGACAAGGUGUCUUGUGGCUCAACACUCAACUCACAGUCACCGAAGACGACGAAGAUGACAAAAAGCCACACGAACAAUUCUGGCGUCCUGUCAUUGAAGAAAUCAUCCGUACCAUCUUUUCAACUAAAAUCGAUGCUGAAGAUGUCAAAGGUGUUGUUUUUGUAAUUGGUGGUAAACAUUCUCAUAAUUGGAAAUCAAUUAUUGAAACUAUACAAUCUGAAUCAAUGGGAGUUAUACCAAUUGAAAUAUUGGAAACACCAAACCCAAUUUUAGAAACAUUCCUCAGUUCAAAUGUUUUAAAACAGAUUAAUGAUAGUUUAAAGAGUAUGGAUAAUUCUUUGAUCGAUUGGUUACCUCCUUCACAUGACGAUGACGAUGAAGAAGAUGAAGACGAUCAUGUAGAUGAAAAUCAAGAAGAAGAACAAUCAACUAUUAAAUUAGAAUCAAAAUCAACAAAAAGUAAUAGUCAACAACAAACUUCAUCUCCAUCAACUACAUCAACGACUACUACAACUACAACUUCAAACAAUAGUCAUAGUAGUAAUGAUGGUGGUGAUAAAUUAAUAGUAGCAAAUUUAAUUAAAGAAGAUGGUACAAAGAUUCCAUUAUAUGAUGGAGUAGAAACAGAAUUGGGUAGAACUGUUUUAGGAAUUAUGGAUCUAGCUAUUAGUAGAAGACAAGCACUCAUUACUGCAAAGAUUGUUGGUGCUCGAACUAUUAUCGAAAUUGUAAAGUUGGGUAUCAACCAUUUAUACAUCAAGGAAAAUGGAUCAGACGAUUAUUCAACCGUACCAUUUGAUACUCCUGCACAAUUGGCCGAUGGUGAUGUCAUUAGUUUCUCUAAUAGAAAAUAUGCUUUAAUUGUUGAAACUAUUAAAAAUAUCAACUCAAAUAAUAAUACAACAAGUAACAAUAAUAAUAAUAGUAAAUCAAACAAGACUGAUAGUAGUAGUAGUGACAACAAGAAAAAUAAUGAUAAUGAAAAGAAAAAUAAUGAAAAGAAGAAUAAUAAUAUUUCACUUGGAACAAUUGGAAAAAAGAAAUAUAAUUUUGAUGAUGAUGAAGAAUUUGCUAGAAAGUUACAAGAUGAAGAGAACGAGUUGGCAGCAAAGGAAGAGAAAAAGGAAGAUAAAAAGAGAAAAUCAACCACCAAAGCACCAGCCAAAAAACAAGUCAAAAAGAAAAAGAAAGAUGAAGAUGAAUACGACUAUGACGAUGAUUUCAUUGAUGAAGAUGAUUAUCUAGAAGACGAAGGAUCAGAUGAAGAUUAUGUUCCACCUAAAGAUCAAGAUGACGACGAUGAUGAUUUUGAUUCAGACUUUGAACCACCCAAGACUAGAUCAUCAAGUAAACCAAAAUAUUCCGAUGAUACACUAUCAUUGUAUGAUACAUGUAAAGGAACGAGAAAGAAAAGAUUGAUAGAAUUGGAUCAUGCCUAUUUUGACCCAGACUUUAAACCUCUGUUGGCAUUACUCAAUUGCUACAGAGAGAUUACGGUACAUCGCAGUCGGUACUCUUACUUUUUAAAGGUACUGUCUCGUUAUUCAGAGCAAGAGGAUAUGGGUCCUCGUCUACGAUCAAUCGUCAUUCGAAAUGAUAUCGAUAUCUUGUCGGUUGCCCAACUCGAGCAGUUAGAACCACUCGUAUUCCCACAAGAUAUAGAAGAACUGUCCAUUAAAGGCAAUGUGUUGAUCAAUACCAAACAACAAGACUAUCCAUCGACCAUCACCACUUUUAGAUUCUCGUUGGAUUCUCAAUGCAACGAACUUGUAAUUCCAGCGUCGACCAUUUAUCUUCGCCUCAACACUAGUUUCUUUUCGUACAAAGAUUGUGUCAUCCCACCAUUAGUCAAGGAAUUGACGCUGCUACAGUGUAAUGAUAAAAUGCCAACACCCAAAUUCUACCCGCUGUCUCUGACCACGCUCAACCUCCGUUACAAAUUACCAAGGGUCUCGUUUAGCAGUGCAGAGUUAAAUCAAGCGUCGAAUAUCACCAAAUUGACGUUCUGUCAAAACUCUAUAUGUUAUAGUGAUCAAUUUGUACCUGGUGACUUUCCACCCAAUCUUGAAUACCUCGAGAUGCCCUAUGACUUUAACAGACCACUUGGUCAAGGUUUGUUUCCUCCAACUCUGACCUAUCUGUCGUUUGGAUACUUUUUCAACAAAUCAAUUACGGUAGACGUGCUUCCCAACGCGCUGCAAGUGUUAAAGUUUGGGUCUAGAUUCGAUAGUAAAAUAGAAGUUCUUCCAUUUGACCUAAAACAACUAUCUUUUGGAACAUGGUUCAACCAACCUAUUUCAAAAAAUCUUUUACCAUUUGGUUUACAACAUCUUACUUUUGGACAUUUGUUUAACCAUUCAUUAGACUCUACUAUUCUACCACUGUCACUUGUCUAUUUGGAUGUUGGAGAUACUUAUGAUCAUCCAAUCACCUCUACAACUUUUGCUAAAGAUUCCCAAUUAGAGACUCUAAUCCUUGGAACUGCGUUUGCAUCGACCAUUGAAGAUUCAUCUCUACCACCUAGUUUAAAGUAUCUAACCAUUGGUUCAUCGUUUGACAAGGAUUUAACCUACACUAAUAUCCCAUCUACUCUUGUACAAUUAAAAUUAAUAGGUUCUAAACCUUCUACAUUAAAUAUUCACAAUACAAUCCAACUUGCUCAUAAAAAAAAUAACAAAUAA